AUGAGCUCGCUUAUCUUAUUAGAUUUAUCACGCAACAACUUCAGUGACUCAGUUCCACAUUGCUUGGGAAGCAUGGCUAGUCUAACGGUGCUAGACUUAAGAAGGAACAAUUUCACAGGGAGUCUUCCCCCAUUAUGUGCACACAGCACUUCGUUGAGUACCAUUGUCAUAAAUGGUAAUCAAUUUGAAGGACCUGUACCUGUGUCGUUGCUCAAGUGUGGUGGUCUAGAAGUACUUGAUGUGGGGAACAAUGCUAUAAAUGACACGUUUCCAUCUUGGCUUGAAAUUCUUCAAGAGCUGCAGGUCCUUAUAUUAAAGUCGAACAAAUUCCAUGGACCUAUAAGUAUAUGUCAAACUAAGUUUUGCUUUUCCAAGUUGCGAAUUUUUGAUCUUUCUCGUAAUGAUUUCAGUGGCUCACUUCCUGCAAAUGUUUUUGGAAACUUCAAGGCAAUGAUCAAAUCAGAUGGCGAAGACACAAGAGAGAUAAAGUACAUGAAUUCUGUGUUGUAUUCGCCAUUUGUCACAUCGUAUGAGGAUUCAGUGAGUUUGGUAAUCAAAGGGCACGAUACUGAGCUAGAAAGAAUCAGCACAAUUACGACAACCAUAGAUCUCUCAAGCAACCAUUUUGAAGGUGUCAUUCCGAAAACACUAAAGGAUCUCAGAUCACUUUGGCUACUCAAUUUAUCUCAUAACAAUCUCAGAGGUCAUAUACCAAUGGAAUUGGGGCAAUUGAGUAUGCUUGAAGCUUUAGAUUUCUCCUGGAAUCGGCUCACUGGAAAGAUUCCACAGGAAUUGACAAGAUUGAACUUUCUGGCCUUCUUAAACGUCUCUCAAAAUCAUCUCGUUGGACCAAUUCCUCAAGUUCUACAAUUCAACACAUUUGAAAAUGACUCAUAUGGUGGCAACCUUGAUUUAUGUGGUGUUCCUUUAACAAAGAAAUGUGGAACGAGUGAUUCAUCGCAUGUUCCUCAACAAUUGGAGUCCGAAGAAGAAGACGAGUCAUAUUUUUUUAGUGGAUUUACUUGGGAAUCUGUAGUCAUAGGCUACAGCUGUGGACUAGUUGUUGGAACUGUCAUGUGGAGUCUCAUGUUUAAAUAUCGUUAAUCC
Solanum tuberosum (potato) is the source of this 1107-nucleotide messenger RNA. Its product is annotated as receptor-like protein 12. Gene Ontology annotation, molecular function: protein binding. Bases 1 to 1104 code for a protein of 367 amino acids. The record is from RefSeq and is a predicted model, not a curated record. The transcript has a single exon. Lineage: Eukaryota; Viridiplantae; Streptophyta; Magnoliopsida; Solanales; Solanaceae.